Neolamprologus brichardi is the source of this 876-nucleotide messenger RNA. The record is from RefSeq and is a predicted model, not a curated record. NCBI's taxonomy places the organism in Eukaryota, Metazoa, Chordata, Actinopteri, Cichliformes, Cichlidae.
AUGAAUCAUUACUGUUUUAUAGACUCAGCAAGAAGAAUUGUGGUCCUGGGAAAAACUGGAGCUGGAAAGAGUCUUACCAACAUCCUGCGUGGAGAGCCUGCAUUUAAUAUAAAUCAUUACGCCUCAUCUGGAAGAAGGGAAUGCCAGUCAAAGAUUAUAUCUAUCAGUGGAAAAACCAUAUUAUUUAUUGACACUCCUGGAUUUUUUGACACAGACAGAUCUGAGCAGGACAUGAAGUCUGAAAUAGUGAGGUGUAUCACAGAAUGUGCUCCUGGUCCUCAUGCUUUUCUCAUUGUGCUUAAAAUGGAGAAAUACACAGAGCAUGAAAAGGGUGUGAUAGACAAAAUGAACCAGUGUUUCUCAGAUGAAGCGCUCAGAUUUGCCACAGUACUCUUUAGUCAUGGUGACCAGUUUCCUGAGGGAAUGAAGAUCGAAGAGUUUGUUAAACAAAACAACGAUCUGAGGGAUCUGAUCAAGAAGUGUGGGAAUCGCUGCCACGUCAUUGAUAACAAAUACUGGAAGAGCAACCAGGGAGAUGAAUACAGGACCAAGCAAUACCAGCUGACAGAAUUACUCAAAAAGAUUAACACGAUUAUUGAUGCAAACAGAGGAGGCUACUUCACCAAUGAGAUGCUGCAAGGAGUGACGAGAGAUAUUCAACAAGAGGAAGCCUGCAUCAAACGAUCUUUUCCAGAUAUUACAGAAGAAGAAACUGCAACAAAGUGGCGGUUUUUCAUAUGGGCGACAUGGGCCAUUGCCCAGGGCAGCAUCGUGGUGCGGGUGGCAUCAUGGGCAUGGGCAUGGGCAUGGGCAAAAAAAGUUGCUUGCACCCAUGCUGCCCCGACAUCAUGCCAGCGCAUUUUGGGGAUUGCAUAG